Molecule: messenger RNA, 1263 nt
Organism: Pieris macdunnoughi
Lineage: Eukaryota; Metazoa; Arthropoda; Insecta; Lepidoptera; Pieridae
Source: the annotation of a GenBank genome assembly
AUGACAGAAGUUCAGUUACAAGAGUUCAAACUUGAACCAGAUUCUGAACUUCGUUUUGAAGUAGAAUCGAAAAACGAGAAAGUCGUUUUAGAGGUUAAAAGCGGAUAUGCAGAGUUGUUUGGGACAGAACUUGUUAAAAACAAGCCAUAUGAGUUUCAUACUGGGGCUAAAGUAGCUGUUUUUACGUGGCAUGGUUGUACGGUGGAGCUCCGAGGUCGGACCGAAGUCAGUUAUGUUGCUAAGGAGACACCAAUGGUUGUUUACUUAAAUGUCCAUGCUGCAUUAGAGCAGCAGCGUGUAGCUGCAGAACAAGAAAACACAAGGGGUCCAGUUACAAUGGUAGUUGGUCCUGGAGAUGUUGGCAAAUCCACCCUAACAAGGAUAUUGCUUAAUUACGCUGUAAGGAUGGCACGGAGACCAAUAUAUGUUGAUCUUGAUGUUGGUCAGGGUCAAAUUAGUGUGCCAGGAACUAUUGGGGCCUUACUGGUUGAAAGGCCAGCAUCUAUUGAAGAAGGUUUUAGCCAACAGGCACCUCUAGUAUAUCACUUUGGUCAUAAAAGUCCAGAUGAGAAUUUAGAGUUGUAUAACACUAUUGUCUCUCGGCUUGCUGAAGUUAUAGCUGAAAGGUGUGAACAUAAUAAAAAAGCCUCAACUUCAGGAGUGAUAAUAAACACAUGUGGCUGGGUGAAGGGUGCUGGCUACAAAGUACUGACUCAUGCUGCCCAAGCAUUUGAGGUGGAUGUAAUACUAGUAUUAGAUAAUGAAAGAUUAUACAAUGAAUUAAAGCGGGAUAUGCCAAAGUUUGUCAAAGUUGUGUAUUUACCAAAGAGCGGUGGGGUAGUGGAAAGAUCAACAUCUCAACGCGCGGAAAUAAGGGAUAGUCGAAUUAGGGAGUAUUUCUAUGGGAAACGAACCCCGUACUAUCCACAUUCAUUUGACGUAAAGUUUUCAGAUCUUAAAAUUUACAAGGUCGGGGCCCCGUCUCUGCCCGACUCGUGCAUGCCAUUAGGAAUGCGCGCAGAAGAAGCCCUAACUAAGUUAGUGCCCGUUUGGGCUUCACCUGCGCUUGCGCAUCGCUUACUUGCAGUGUCUUUCUCACCAGCAGCCGAUGAACUGGCAUUGCAUUCGAACCUCGCGGGAUUUGUGUGUGUUACUGCAGUGGAUUCGGAGAGACAAACAAUGACAAUACUGUCACCACAGCCGAGACCACUUCCCAAUACGAUACUAUUACUUUCGGAGCUACAAUAUAUGGAUAAUCAUUAA